Molecule: messenger RNA, 4218 nt
Organism: Gavia stellata (red-throated loon)
Lineage: Eukaryota; Metazoa; Chordata; Aves; Gaviiformes; Gaviidae
Gene: EPB41
Product: erythrocyte membrane protein band 4.1
Exons: 21
Coding region: 611-2788 (725 amino acids)
Biological process (GO): cortical actin cytoskeleton organization
Cellular component (GO): cytoskeleton; plasma membrane
Molecular function (GO): actin binding; structural molecule activity
Source: RefSeq, a predicted model, not a curated record
CGCCGACAAUUCGGAGCAGCAGCAAGCCAAGGAGGAGGAAGGAGCUUCUGAAACACAAAAGCAAGAGGCUUCCCUAGAAGAAGGGGCUCAGCAGACGUCGGAGGGACAGCCUGCAGCGGGGCAGAAGCAGAAGGCCUCCAACGGCGAUACACCCACGCACGAGGAGCAGAGCAAGAAGGAGCGCCGCACCUCUGAGGGCCGGGGUCUCUCCCGCCUCUUCUCAUCCUUUCUCAGGAGGCCCAAGUCUCAGGUGUCCGAAGAGGACAAAGACACUGAUGCUCCUAAAGAGGCGGGAGGUGACCAGAAAGACCCAGGAUUAGGAGCCAGCCCUGAUGAUGACAUCCUGGUGAAAGCCCCAAUUGCCGCUCCUGAGCCUGAGCUCAAAACCGAUCCAUCACUAGAUCUCCAUUCCUUAAGCAGUGCAGAAACACAGCCUGCGCAGGAGGAGAGGAGGGACGACCAGGAGCUGGACAGCAGAGACCUCGGGGGCAAGGAAGGAGGGGAAGCGAAGGAAGAGUGCGCCAAGGCAGAGCUGAAACAAGAGACUCCAGAGACCAAAGCAGACAAGGAUUUGAAAGCUGCCCAGAAAGCAGUAAAAAGACACAGAAACAUGUACUGCAAAGUUGUCUUGCUGGAUGACACCAUUUUUGAGUGUGCCAUGGAUAAACAUGCCAAGGGGCAGGAUCUACUUAAAAAAGUUUGUGACCACCUCAAUCUCCUGGAAGAAGACUACUUUGGUUUGGCCAUAUGGGACACGCCGAGCUCCAGGACGUGGCUGGAUCCUGCCAAAGAAAUAAAAAAACAGGUUCACGGAGGCCCCUGGGAUUUUACCUUCAAUGUCAAGUUUUAUCCACCGGAUCCCGCGCAGCUGACGGAGGACAUAACCAGGUAUUACUUGUGUCUUCAGCUUCGGCAAGACAUCAUUACGGGGCGACUGCCCUGUUCCUUUGCGACUUUGGCUCUGCUGGGUUCGUACACAGUCCAGUCCGAGUUGGGAGACUAUGAUCCUGAUCUACACAGCCCGGAUUAUAUCAGUGAAUUUAAAUUGGCCCCGAACCAGACAAAAGAGCUGGAAGAGAAGGUUGUGGAGCUUCAUAAAACAUACAGAUCCAUGACUCCAGCCCAAGCAGACCUGGAAUUUCUUGAGAAUGCAAAAAAGCUGUCUAUGUAUGGAGUAGACCUUCACCAAGCCAAGGACUUGGAAGGAGUGGAUAUCACUCUGGGAGUCUGUUCCAGUGGCCUUCUUGUUUACAAAGAUAAACUGAGAAUCAACCGCUUCCCUUGGCCCAAAGUCCUGAAGAUUUCCUACAAACGCAGCAGCUUCUUUAUUAAGAUUCGGCCAGGGGAGCAAGAACAGUAUGAAAGUACAAUUGGGUUCAAGCUACCAAGUUACCGGGCAGCGAAGAAGCUGUGGAAAGUAUGUGUUGAACAUCACACGUUUUUCAGGCUGACUUCCACCGAGGCCAUCCCGAAGAGCAGGUUCCUGGCGCUGGGCUCAAAGUUCCGCUACAGCGGCCGGACGCAGGCGCAGACGAGGCAAGCGAGUGCCUUGAUCGAUCGACCCGCUCCACAGUUUGAGCGGACGGCAAGUAAGCGAGCCUCCAGGAGCCUCGACGGAGCUAAACGUGCGACUCAAAAAGUUGAGUUCAGAGCCACAGAGGAAGAGAAGCAGGAGGAGGUGGUGGUGGUUGAGGUUCCCGAACCAAAACCCGCGGAUCAGAUCCGAGAGAAGCCAGCCAAACACACUCUUGAAACUUUUGAAAUGAAACCCAUUGCAGAGGAGGAAGAGGAGGAGGAGAAGGUAGAGGUGGUUAAGUUUCCUGGUGCCAAGCCAAAGUUACCGGAGCUGUUGCAGACACGGUCAGCAGUGGCCGUGAUAACCCCCGAGAGGAGUCCCCGUCCCACCUCUGCCCCGGCCAUCGCUCAGACCCACGCUGCAGAACCAGUCCCAGCUAAGCCCGACACGAAAGACGUCGUCGCUGCCUCUAAGGUAGAAAAGGAAGCAGCAAAACCUGAUGUGAGACGUGAAGAAAUCCCAUCGGAGAAAGCCAAGCCGGAGCCAGCUGAUGCAUCAAAGGUGAGGAAAACGCACACUGAGGUCACAGUACCCACCACGAAUGGUGACCAGCCCCAGAAAAGAUCAAAGAGGCUAGAUGGUGAAAACAUUUAUAUCAGGCAUAGCAAUUUAAUGUUGGAGGAUCUAGAUAAGACCCAAGAAGAAAUAAAGAAGCAUCACGCCAACAUCAGUGAGUUGAAGAAGAAUUUCAUGGAGUCCGUCCCGGAGCCUCGGCCGAGUGAAUGGGACAAACGCUUGUCCACUCACUCCCCUUUCCGAACCCUCAACGUCAACGGGCAGAUUCCCACGGGAGCGGAUGGACCACCGCUAGUGAAGACACAGACGGUCACCAUCUCCGAUGUGUCCAGCGCUGUCAAAAGCGAAAUUCCCACGAAAGAAGUCCCCAUUGUCCACACGGAGACGAAGACCAUCACCUAUGAAGCUGCACAGACAGAUGGUGGCAAUGGAGAUUUAGACCCUGGCAUCCUGCUGACUGCUCAGACCAUCACUUCGGAAACCACCAGCAGCACCACCACCACACAGAUCACAAAGACUGUAAAAGGUGGCAUUUCGGAGACACGGAUUGAAAAGAGGAUUGUCAUCACAGGAGACGCAGAUGUAGACCACGACCAGGUUCUAGCGCAGGCGAUAAAGGCAGCAAAGGAACAGCACCCGGACAUGUCGGUGACCAAAGUGGUUGUGCACCAGGAGACCGAGAUCGCAGAGGAGUAGCCAGGCUGUGAAGCGUUCCUGCCAGACACAACACCAGGAAAAAGAAACCCAGCAAAACUACCACGAAUCUACCUGGAGCACAAAGACCUCGGAUUUACAAGACUUGACACUCAGAGACUUUCAUAUCAUUUAUUAGGAGUUGCGCUUUGACAUUUUACUUGGGAUUUUCCAGACUCCACUGGAUCCUAUUGGAUAUAGAUUUUUUUUUUUAAUAUAUAUUGUGACAAAAGUAUGCCAUAUUUCUAACUGUACUGAAUAUUUUUUACAGGUUUUCAAUUUUGCAUUCCCUCUCACGCAUAGCCUCUUCAGAUACAGACCCCGACACACCUCGCAGGGCUCAAAGGCUCGCUUUUUUAAGUCGUAUUCCCUCCGCCUCGUCAGGGAUAACGGAGACAAGCCACAUCCGUGCAUAUUCCGAGCGCGGGAUCCGUACACGCCUUCAAAAAGCCGUGGGUCCUUCUGCCAGGAGAGUCAGUUGAAAAAAGUCAGACUUCAGUUUUGUGCAGCAUUUCCGAUUGCCUCUUGAUUUUAUUUUUUUUUUAGCUCUAGGGAGCUUGAGACUCCAGCCGCGAUACCUGGGCGUGCAGGGCAGAGCUGCUGCCUUCGCUCCAAGUUUCCUCCCCGUUGGGUUUCAGGCCCCCGCUGUGUGAACACAGUAGGGUUUUGUGGUGUAGCCUAUGCACACAUCUUAAUAGUUGACUAGGUUUAAGGAAUACUGGAAGUUGCUUCAAGUAUCUUAUACUGUGAAUUUUAGAGCUUUAAGAGGACUGUGAUAGCACCUCGCCUUCCUCCUGUGUGUCUCUGCCGAGUGCUACCGACCUGUUUGUGUUUUCUAGAUGCCAUUAAAUUAAAAAGCCCUUAGAAGUGUGCGUUUAAGGUGUUUGGACUCUGAAUGCUAUUAAGGUAGGCUUAUGCAGCAUUCACAGUAACUGAUUUUUUUUUUCAGUGUCAUAGUUUUUCACUUGUUUGUGUUCCUGAUUUUUAAAUUAGGGGUUUAUUUUGUAAGUAAGUCAGUCAUGGGUUGGUUUUUUUCCUCCACUCACAGUGCUGUUUAAAGCUAAACACAUUACCCAUAUACCAGGACAUAUAGCCUACUAUCAUUUAAUUUAAAACCCUUUUGACAAUCCUUCCUAGGCCUGUAAGCUGUAUUUGAAGAGGCUGAACAAGAAAUCUUAGGAGGUGUCGGGUGUUGCUGGUUGUGAUAGAGCCAAACCGCGUGGAAAGUGCUGCCACCCCCUCUUCCACGCUGGCUUAAGGCUUUCUACUUCGUUUGGCUUCGUGACCACCUUGCUGGAAUGAAAUACCAGUGUUAGUGACUGCAUCUUUAGGCUGAGCUUACAGACCACUGGGGCCAUCUCCAGCAUGGUGGGGAUGACCAGAAAACAUCUUUUCUGGGGCUGGAUGCACUUCUCUCCACGGCACCGGGGGGG